GAUGAGAAGACGGCGACUAUUAAAAUGUUGAUAACUUAUGUGAGAGAUCUUCCCAACAACAAUGAAAAGGGCAGAUAUAUGGCACUGGAUUUGGGCGGCACUAACUUCCGGGUCAUUCUCAUUGAUUUGAACACAAAAGAGGCCAAAAUGGAGAGCGAGAUCUUCAAAAUUCCCGAUCAGUUAAUGGCCUCCGACGGGGUUUUAUUGUUUGAUUUUAUCGCCGACUGUAUCACACAAUUCGCGGCAAAACACAAAUUAGACACAAUCCGAAUAGCGCUGGGCUUCACGUUUAGCUUCCCGUGCGUUCAGUACGGCCUGAGUCAGGCCAAACUGGUCACGUGGACAAAGGGCUUUCGGUGCCCUAAUGUGGUGAACAGGGAUGUCGUCAAACUGCUCAAAGAGGCCCUCAAAAGAAAGUCUCACGUUUCCAACGCUUUUGUCGAUAUCGUGGCCCUAAUCAACGACACGACCGGUACACUCAUGUCGUGCGCCCAUAAGAAUCCGGACUGCAAUGUGGGCCUAAUAGUGGGGACGGGAACUAAUGCCUGUUAUAUCGAAAAGCUGGAAAAUAUUGAGAAGUGGCCCUCAAAUUACGGCGAACCCAAUCAAGUGGUGAUUAACACUGAAUGGGGAGCCUUUGGCGACAAUAAUGUGAUCGAUUGGUUGCGAACGAAAUGGGAUAAAGAGAUUGACUCCAAGUCUGUAAAUAAGGGAAAGCAGGCGUUUGAGAAGAUGGUGUCCGGACUCUAUUUGGGAGAAUGUGUUCGUCUCGUCCUUUUGUCCUUAAUUAAAGAGAAGUUGUUAUUCAAAGGCCAGACUCCGCCCAAUCUCUUGAAUAUGCAUUCAUUAUCGGCCAAAAAUGUUUCAAAGAUAGACCAGGACUUUGAAACGGGAAGAUUUACCGAAACUCAAAAACUGUUAAAUAGAGAUUUUACCAAAGAGUAUACGAUAACAGAUCUUCAUAUAAUCAGUUUAGCCAAUAGUCGUGUGUCGAGACGGGCCGCACAUCUGGUGGCCGUCGGCUGUGCGACACUUCUUAAUCGCAUACAAAAAGAGCGAAACACAAUAGCAUUUGACGGAUCAGUUAUCAAACUUCACCCGCAUUUCAAACGUUGGGUUAAAGAGAAGAUUUCACAAUUGGUUAAACCGGAAAUCAAAUUCAAUUUAAUGUUAUCGGAAGACGGGAGCGGAAGGGGAGCCGCUAUUGUGGCCGCCGUUUCAUAUCGUAGCAAAAGACCCAAACUUAUUAAAAAAGAUAAGAAAGUCUACGAAAUCGAGACUUAUAUUCAUUAA
This is a messenger RNA of Medioppia subpectinata, 1293 nucleotides long. NCBI's taxonomy places the organism in Eukaryota, Metazoa, Arthropoda, Arachnida, Sarcoptiformes, Oppiidae. The record is from the annotation of a GenBank genome assembly.